Messenger RNA from Spirodela intermedia, 2334 nucleotides. The record is from the annotation of a GenBank genome assembly. Lineage: Eukaryota; Viridiplantae; Streptophyta; Magnoliopsida; Alismatales; Araceae.
AUGCCCUUUCCGCCGCGCGCCGCCGCCGUCUUCCUCCUCCUCCUAGCUUCCCUCCGCCUAUCGCCGGCGGAGGAGAGGAUCACCUUCAUAGUCCUGGUCGACCCCUCCUCGAAGCCCUCCCUCUUCCCAGCUCACCUCAGCUGGUACUCCUCCAUUCUCUCUUCUUCUUCUUCUUCUUCCUCUCCUCCUUCGCUCCAUAUCCACGUCUACAGUACCAUCCUGCAUGGGUUUUCCGCGAGGCUCACGCCGGCGGAGGCCCGCGGGGUGCGGGCCUCUGCCGGCGUCCUGGCGGUGCGGCCCGACGCUUUACUUCGCCCACUCACUACGCGGUCUCCGACAUUCCUCGGCCUCGACUCCCCUUGGUCGUCCAUCUCCCAGCUCUCCGACCUCGCCUCCGACUCUGUCGUCGGCGUAAUCGACACCGGAAUCUGGCCGGAGAGUCCCAGCUUCGCCGACUCCGGCGACCUCGGCCCCGCGCCGCACCGGUGGAAGGGGGAGUGCGAAGACGGCCCCGGGUUCAACCGCUCCUCCUGCAGCGGCAAGCUCGUUGGCGCUCGGUCCUUCUACGCCGGCUACCUCGCGGCAUCCCUCCCGGCGCUCUCCUCCGGUGACUUCCUGUCCGCGAGAGACGCCGACGGGCACGGCACGCACGUCGCGUCCAUUGCCGCCGGCGGGCCGGUGGGCGGCGCCGGAUUCCAGGGAUUCGCCCGCGGGGUCGCUAGGGGGAUGGCCCCCAAGGCGAGGAUCGCCGUCUACAAGGUCUGCUGGCCCGCCGGCUGCCUCGUUUCUGACAUCGUGGCGGCGAUCGACAGGGCCGUGGCCGACGGCGUCGACAUUCUCUCCAUGUCGUUGGGGUCGUCCUCGCCAGUGCCGGCGUACCACCUCGACGCCCUCUCCGUCGCCACCUUCCGCGCCACCAUGGCCGGCGUCCUCGUCGUCUCCUCCGCCGGCAACGGCGGCCCGCGGCCGAGGAGCAUAUCCAACGCCCCACCGUGGGUCCUCACCGUCGGCGCCGGCACCAUGGAUCGUAGUUUCCCGGCUGUCGUCGUCCUCGGCGAGGGCGAGAGGAGAGUUGAAGGGACGUCGAUAACUUUCCCGUACCCCCGCCGGCGGCGGAGUCAGCGCCUCCGCCUCUUCUCCGCCGCAACGGCCACCCCGCGGGAGGUGGAAGGGAGCGCCGUAUUCUUUCGCGCCGCCGCCCGAAACACUUCCAGGCUCGGGACCGGCGCCGCCUUCCGCCGCGCCGGCGCGGCAGCGAUGGUGAUCGCCCACGGAGACGUAGACCCCGCGGGGAUGAUCGCAGAGCCCCACGUGAUCCCCACCGUCGCCGUCGGUGAGUCUCAGGCGAGGUCCAUCGAGAGGUACAUCGCGAGCAGCAGGGAUCCGACGGCGGUGAUCUUCUCAGAAGGGACGGAUCUGGGCCGUCCAGCGCCCGCAGUGGCGUCGUUCUCUUCCCGCGGGCCCAACGCGGCGGUCGCGCGGGUCCUGAAGCCCGAUCUCCUCGCCCCCGGGGUCAACGUGCUGGCCGCGUGGACCGGCUCGACCGGCCCGUCCUGUCUCCGGUCCGACCCCCGCCGGACCGGGUUCAACGUAAUGUCGGGUACCUCCAUGGCUUGCCCCCACGUGUCCGGGGUGGCGGCGCUGGUGAAGGCGGCGCACCCCAGCUGGGCUCCCGGGGAGAUGAAGUCCGCGCUGAUGACGACGGCUUCGGCGGCGGCGGCGAUCCAAGACGAGUCUACCCGGCGCGCGGCGGGGCCCUUCGACAUGGGCGCCGGGCACGUGCGGCCGGAGGCGGCGUUGGACCCGGGGUUGGUCUACCCCGCCGAGCUGGAGGACUACGUUGACUUGUUCGUCUGCGAGUUGAACUACACGGAGGAGGAGGUGAGGGUGAUGACCGGGGGGAGGAGGACGGCCCCGGUCAGCGCUUCCAUUGAGAGGUGUCGGCGGAGGAAGGCCGACGGGGGAGCGAACUACCCGGGCUUCGUGGUGGAGGAAGAGGCGGCGGCGGCGGCCAUGAACGGGGAGGUGGCCUUCUACAGGCGACUGAGGAGGGUCGACGGCGGGGCGGCGGCGGUUUACUUUGCGGAGGUGGCAGCGCCGGAGGGCUACACGGCCGCCGUCGAGCCAGUGAAGCUGAGAUUCGACGGGAGGGUCGGAGAGACGGCGGAGUUCAAGUUGACCGUCAGAUUUGUCGGAAAAACAGCGGUGGCGGAGGCUAGAAGGCGAGGGUCGGUGAGCGGCCAUUUAACUUGGAAGGAGGACGGCGGCAAUCGCACCGUGAGGACGCCCAUCGCCGCCUUCUCCGCCCGGCUGCUCCUCCCGGCCCGCUUUUAG